Messenger RNA from Condylostylus longicornis, 965 nucleotides. RefSeq lists its product as uncharacterized. The record is from RefSeq and is a predicted model, not a curated record. The transcript is spliced from 3 exons. The coding region runs from base 359 to 673 and encodes 104 amino acids. Lineage: Eukaryota; Metazoa; Arthropoda; Insecta; Diptera; Dolichopodidae.
UGAGUGCAUUAAUUAAAGCAAAGCAAAGCAAUUAAAGUAAAGCAUCGGAGGUAGAAUAAGUUUUACAGUUUAAUUUCUAUAUAAAAAUUUAUUAAAAAGUUUUAUGUGUUGAUAUUUUAUUUAAAAAUAAAUUGUUUGUAUGUUUUCUUAAAAAUUACAUUGUUGUAAAAGACUUCCUUUAUUCGAAACCAACAUUAUUAUUGAUCUCAUCGUCUCCAAUACAAAUUUACAAAGAAAAUUAAAGGUGGGAAAAGUAUUAUAGAGAAUUAGAUAUUUGGCGCUAUUAAAAAUUUUGGCAGGAUAUACAAAAUUGUUUGAAGCUUGUAGAUUUAACUGUUAACUAAGGCUUACGUUAAAAAUGUCUGAUUCUGAGAACGUUGAAACAAAGAAGCGAGGGCGAGUAGCAGCUGGUGACAAACGUGCUGCCUCGAAAAAAGAAGAAAAACAAGCGGUUACUGACGGAGAAACUGUAGCUAAAAGAGGAAGAGGAAGACCGAAAGGUUCAACUAAAAGAAAUGGAAGUGUAAAAAAACCUGUAAAAAAAGCGGCAUCAGCUGGUAAGGGUGGUGGAAGAGGACGUCCUGCUAAGAAAAAAGAAGAUUCAACUGAAGAAGAGAAUGAAGAAAAUGAUGAUACUGAAGGAAAUGAUGAAAAUGAAUCUGGCUCUGAUUAAAUCUAUAUAUAAAAUGAAAAUAUAUUAAAUAUAAGAAAGUACGUAUGGAUUAAUUUAAGGUAAAAACAAAACAAAAAAAAAAAGGAAACAACAAUGUAGAUCUUAUAGUAUUAUUUAUUAUGUCAAGAGAAAAUAUUAUUUCUUAACAGAAAUUUGAAUAAUAUUUUCAUAUUUCCAACAAAAAUUUAAAAAAUGUAUUUUAUACAAAAAGAUAGUAAAUGAGUUUGUGUUUACUCGUUAAAUAUCUACAUGAUCAAAAAUAUAUAUAUAUAAACAUUAAGACAAAAUCGAA